Messenger RNA from Aspergillus saccharolyticus JOP 1030-1, 318 nucleotides. Its product is annotated as mitochondrial 37S ribosomal protein bS16m. Lineage: Eukaryota; Fungi; Ascomycota; Eurotiomycetes; Eurotiales; Aspergillaceae. Gene Ontology annotation, cellular component: mitochondrial small ribosomal subunit; ribosome. The transcript has 3 exons. The record is from RefSeq and is a predicted model, not a curated record. Bases 1 to 318 code for a protein of 105 amino acids. Gene Ontology annotation, biological process: mitochondrial translation. Gene Ontology annotation, molecular function: structural constituent of ribosome.
AUGGUCGUCCGUAUUCGUCUGGCCCGCUUCGGGAACAAGCACCAGCCCUUUUACAAUAUCGUUGUUGCGCAAGCUCGUUCGGCUCGCGACUCCAAGCCCAUCGAGGUCAUUGGCACCUUCAACCCUAUUCCGCAACGCCCCACGGGUCUCUCCGACGAGCAGGCUAUCACGGCAAGAUCCUACAAGGAUAUCGCGCUCGACCGGUCCCGAGCCAAAUACUGGUUGGGUGUAGGUGCGCAGCCCAGCGACGGUGUCUGGCGAUUACUGCACAUGGCCGGCCUAAUUGAAGCGAAGAAGGUCCCCAACAAAAUGAAAUGA